Molecule: messenger RNA, 1514 nt
Organism: Zingiber officinale
Lineage: Eukaryota; Viridiplantae; Streptophyta; Magnoliopsida; Zingiberales; Zingiberaceae
Product: L-type lectin-domain containing receptor kinase VIII.1-like
Exons: 1
Coding region: 279-1313 (344 amino acids)
Molecular function (GO): carbohydrate binding
Source: RefSeq, a predicted model, not a curated record
UUCUACCGAAGUUAAAAAGAGGAGGGAAGGAGGGAUCAGGGAGCUAGUAAAGCAAAGCACACUGGCAGAUUCUUUUUUCUCGCCAUUAAUUCCUCCCCCUUUACCUUCUGCACUUCCCCACUUUCUCUUUCCUUCAUCUUCUUCCCUUCCAACCAACGCAGCGCCGCUCUUUCGCCGAAGCCUACGAGACGGCUUAUGCUGAAACAACCCUUCCAUGGAACAAGCAAACCGUGAGUUUUCCAGGUAAUUUCUCCAACGCGCCCUCCGAUCAUCUUCGAAUGGCGACCUCCUCCGCGUCCGCCUUCGCCCUUUCGCUCCUCCUCCCUCUCGUCAUCGCUUCCUCGUCGGUGGCAGACCAAAACAAAGGCAAACCUUUCUUUUUCUCCUUCGUCGGAUCGGACAAAAAUCGAACUUUGGGCUCUGAGUUCGCCCUCUACGGCGACGCGGAGCUGAGCGACUCGGCGGUGAGGCUCACGCGUCCAGCGAAAGCCAGCACAGGACGCGUGGCCUACCGGAAGCCGGUUAGGUUCUUCGGGACCAACCCCGGGUUCUCUUCUUCCUUCUCGUUCGCUCUUUCCCCCGGCCAUGGCGGAGGUCUGGCCUUCUUCCUCUCUCCGAGUGGUGUUCAGCUGGAACCGGUGAACGGCCAUUGGUCUAGGGUUUCCACCAGUCUCGUAGCUGUGAGGUUCGAGACGGCAAAAACAGAUAAAAUCACUAACCUAACGGAAACCCUAAUUGAAAUUGACGUGGAAAGCAGCAAUCUUUCAGGCAACAAUUUGGUGCUCGAUCUCGACAACGGAAGGAAGUUCAAGUCUUGGAUAGAUUACGACGGCAAAUCGAAGAGAAUCGAAGUGAGACUGAGCCUCGAAAAGGAAUCAAAGCCGAUAAACUUUUCCGUUUCUUACUCGAUGGAUUUGUCGUACCUGUUGUGGCGGGAGGCGGCGUUGGUGGUUCUCAGCUCCUGGAGCAGCCAUUCUUCACAGGGCAGCAGCAUCUAUUCGUGGAAUUUCACACAGAAGCAUGGAGCUCCAUUUCUGAUGCAUUCCGAGCCCCUGGAUCCCAAUUCAUUCCUGAUGCGAUCCAACGAGAGCGCUCGGGUUCAUCCGAUAAGAUCGUAUCCUUGGGAAGGAUUGAUCGCCAUGGUGUUCGCUGCCGCUUGUGGCGCAAUGCUAGCGUUCUUCACCGUGUUCGUGUGGUCUGCGCUCCGAUCACGGAGGCCAGUGGCUCCGGUGGACUGCCCUGUGCCGCCUGUGGGAAUUGCAUGUGAAAAGAUGGAAUCCGUUGGAGUGAAGAUCCUAGAGAAUGAUAAGUAGUAGGUUUUAAGAAGUGUAGUUUGGUGUUUGUACAUUUCUUGCGUUUCUCGUGAGUUCUUGUCUUGCUACUCUGCUUGAUGGAAACUGUAGCUUUUGUAGCAAAGUUUGGCAAAUGCUAUAAUUUCCAUCAAGAGAUGGAACUGUUUCAUCUGUACUUCAUUUAUCAAUGUAAUUUAAGCUAAAACUGCAUUUGUGCCCUCA